AUGCGGGAGGUGGAGGAGGCGGAAGAGGAAGGGGCGGAUGAUAGGAGGAGCCCUCCGAGUUGGCGUGUGAUGCGAGAUGUGGAUGCCGAAGCUGUUGAUGUUACAUCGAUUCAGUACAUCGCCUUUGUUUUUUUGAGCAGCGGUGCCGAAAAUACAGUUUCAGAAAAAGCGCACGUGACCUCUUUGGUGCAUGGAGUGAUGCGAAAUUCGCAAUACAGACGCUUAGGAAAUUCCAAUUCAGCAUCGCGGCACGGCAGCAGCCCAGCCACACGACGGCAGAAGCGCAGGCCCAAGAGCACGACGACUCUCGGACGUAGAGAAACUGCGAAAGCUUCCUCCGCCCCAAAGCAGUUGCAGCAGCAGCACCGAACAGCAACAGCAGCAGCCGACGGCGGAGUGUCUUGGCCAUUCGAUCCAAUUCGCACUUUUCCCUCACCACCACCCUUUCUUCACCCAUCCUCCCUUCAAGAAAGAAUUCGUCAAGGUUGGUAUCUUCGACACUCUCCAGAGCAAACACGUAUAGACCAUCGAGUAGUCGUAGCAGUAGCAGCAGCAGCCGAAACAAGGAUCGGAAUUGGUGUUCGAGGCAGGAAUCGACACACCGAAUGA
Pseudozyma hubeiensis SY62 is the source of this 609-nucleotide messenger RNA. RefSeq lists its product as hypothetical. Bases 1 to 609 code for a protein of 202 amino acids. The record is from RefSeq and is a predicted model, not a curated record. NCBI's taxonomy places the organism in Eukaryota, Fungi, Basidiomycota, Ustilaginomycetes, Ustilaginales, Ustilaginaceae. The transcript has 2 exons.